This is a messenger RNA of Drosophila takahashii, 1202 nucleotides long. RefSeq lists its product as uncharacterized. NCBI's taxonomy places the organism in Eukaryota, Metazoa, Arthropoda, Insecta, Diptera, Drosophilidae. The record is from RefSeq and is a predicted model, not a curated record.
UUAUUUUAAAUGAAUUCAUUUAACUAAACCGCGAAAUGGAUACUAUGGAGAAUGAUUUUCGUUAUUCGAAUAUCGGAAACAGCUUUGGCUUUGUUUGCAGGACCAUACAAAAGCAUUGUGGAAUUCAACAAAUUGGAUCCGUGGAAAGAUACGAAUUUGCCCAGCUACUGAAGAUUCUGAACGGCAAGGAAAGGUUCCUGGCCGCCAAGUUCUUCUGCCAAUUGCCAGCGAAUGUCGGCAGUUUCAGGGUGCUCCUUCAGCUCCAGGAACUCCGCAUCCUGACGGCCACGCAGUACAUCCUUAGCAAGGAGCACUUGGAAGAGCUGCAAGUGGACCUAAUCAUAUUCCUGGAAACCGAGUUCGAGCUUCUAAACAAUAUCUUCAUUUCCGCAGCUUACGCUUCCGACUCUGCACUGAAGCUAACCUCAAUCCUUACCGCAGCCUUGGGCAGUCUCUACUCCGGCCUCGUUAGCAAUCCCAAAAUAAGCAACUUGGGUUAUGUGGAACCUUUGCGCAAAGCCUUGCCAGAUGCUGCUUUAAGUGUUUGCAUAAACAUGCACUUGAAUACCCUGCUGGAACUCCACCGAGCGGAGAAUAUCAACGAGGCCUUUGCUCACUUCAGCGCCUGGAUCAAUGAGGGUGUGGACGAACUUACUUUUGUAAAGCACCUCUGCGAUAAGCUGUUUGUUGGGCAUCAGCAGGAAGUCCUUCAAUACCUUUUCAAACAGUCCAGCAUGGAAACUUUUAGGCAGUGGAAGUUCUACCUUAUUUUAGUACAAUCCAUCGCCAGCGCUGCUGAACCAGAAACCACUACGUACAUUAAAAAGUAUUUGAAAAACAGACUUUUGCAAACCGCUUCUACUGGCUGCCUGACAUCCCUACUUCAUUUGCUGCUGACUGCAAGGGCUACCUCUGCAUCCACCAUGGAUAUUCAGAAAAAUCUGGACAACUACGCCAAGUGGUACAAGCAGAACAUUGGUGAAAUGACCUACAUCCUAGGCACGGAAAAGUUUCAGAUCACUCUAGGACUCUUGGAGAAGUCUUUGGAAUACGAAAAGGAAUUGCAAUACCUCGAGAUUCACGUGUCAAUUGCCAUUUCACCUGGGGGACGACUGGUUCAAGCCUACAAAACAAAGUGCCGAGCACACCUUUCUCAACUUAAAUCGGCAGCAAAGCGUAAAGCUUCCAGAGACUAGUCGCAG